Candidozyma haemuli is the source of this 429-nucleotide messenger RNA. RefSeq lists its product as uncharacterized. NCBI's taxonomy places the organism in Eukaryota, Fungi, Ascomycota, Pichiomycetes, Serinales, Metschnikowiaceae. The transcript has a single exon. The record is from RefSeq and is a predicted model, not a curated record. The coding region runs from base 1 to 429 and encodes 142 amino acids.
AUGCUUUCUAGAGUUGCUCGUUUGGGCCUUACAAGAAACUUGGCACCUCGUUCUGCCGUUGCAUUGAGGGGAUCUCUUUUGAGACCUACUGCCAUCCAGAGUGGUAAGCCUCAGGCAGUCUUUACCAGAUAUGCUUCGUCUUCCAAUGAAAAUGAUCUUCCAGAUGACGAUAUCCUUAAGGUUCAGGAUGUGGUUAGCAAGGUUCAACAACACCCACACAUUCGUGAGCUUUUGAACGAGUUCCAGGACAUCAUCGUGAAGAAGGGCUUCAAUCCAAAUGAACAGCCUUCCAUCACUCAGGUUAUGAGACUUUUCGCCGAUAAAGAGGUUAGACAGCUUAUUUCUAAGUUGAAGGAUGCUUUUGAGGAGGCUGGCAUUAAGAUCUCCCCAGAUGACAUGGGCCUGUUCAUGAAGAUGUUCAAGAAAUAA